AUGCGCUCGGAAGACCAGCACUGCCAGCGGUUCUUCUGGUACGACGAGGAAGGUAACAUCGUGGUCUACAUCUUGCAGGUGAUGACCUUCGGAGCCUGUUGUUCGCCUAGCAGCGCUCAGUUCGUCAAGAAUAUAAACGCGGAACGAUUCAAAGCAGCAUACCCAGCAGCAGUUGAAGUCAUCCAAAAGCGGCAUUACGUCGAUGAUAUGCUGGUAAGCGUUGAGACCGAAGAUGAAGCGCUUCGACUUGCGCAACAGGUGAAGGAGGUGCACUCGAAAGGCGGAUUCGAGAUCCGCAACUGGAUAAGCAACUCGAAACGCGUUGUGCGGGAUCUGCAAGAAGAACAUACAGAUGAGAAAAACCUCGAUCUGUCACUGGAGCUAGCCACCGAGAAAGUGCUCGGAAUGUGGUGGUGUACUGAUUCGGAUACCUUUACCUACAAGGUCGGAUGGACUCGCUAUGGAGAAGCGCUAUUGAAAGGUCAACGACACCCAACGAAGAGGGAAAUGUUACGUGUUCUUAUGUCUAUGUUUGAUCCGCUCGGACUGAUCGCGCAUUUCCUCAUGUACCUGAAGGUGCUGCUUCAAGACGUCUGGCGUUCCGGUAUCGACUGGGACGAUGCAAUCGACGAUGCGCUGUUCGACAAGUGGCAAACAUGGCUGCAAGUGCUCCCGCAGGUUGAACGAGUCAGCAUUCCUCGAUGUUACCGUGCACGAACCUCUCCCAGUUGUAAAGACAUCCAGCUCCAUACGUUUGUUGAUGCUGGAGAUAACGGAAUUGCUGCGGCCUGUUACCUGCGCUUCGCUCAAGAUGACUUCGUAGAAUGCAGAUUAGUAGCAGCUAAGACCAGAGUCGCUCCAUUGAAGUUUCUCUCAACACCUAGACUGGAACUUCAAGCAGCAUUGGUUGGCGCCAGGCUAGCACAAUCCGUAUCAGAUGCACUGUCAUUCCGAAUCUCUCGUCGUCACUACUGGUCGGAUUCCCAAGACGUACUCUGCUGGAUCAAAUCUGACCACCGACGUUACUCCCAGUUCGUCGCGUUCCGAGUUAGCGAGAUCCUGGACACCACGGAGAUGAAUGAAUGGAGAUACGUUCCUACAGAUUUGAACGUAGCGGAUGAUGGGACGAAAUGGAAAGGACUUCCUAGCCUGGCUUCAGAGACGAGAUGGUUCACCGGGCCCGAGUUCUUGCAGCACCCGGAAACUGACUGGCCAGACUCAUCUACUAGCUCAAAUGAAGCCGUUCUCGAACUUCGCCGUAGCGUAUUAACUCACUUCAUCGCUCCGAAACCAAUAGUCUGUUCAAGUGAUUUCUCAGACUGGAAUCGGCUUGUGAAAGUGGUUGCUCUAGCUCAUCGUUUUCCUGCCAACUGCAAACUGAAGCGCCUCCAGGAACCGAUCGUAAGCGGACCUCUCACCAACCACGAAAUAUUCACCGCCGAAUCCUAUCUCAUUCGCGUAGCACAACAGGAAGCCUAUCCGGAAGAAAUAGCAGUCCUUCAGAAGUCACAACAAUGCUCGGAUCAACUAUCAACUCCGAUCCCCAAGCCAAGUCCGCUACACCAGAAGACGCCAUGGCUGGAUCAGAACGGAAUCCUGAGGAUGCGCGGCCGCAUCGCCGCUUGUUUCUACGCAACCGAAGAUGCUAAACACCCCACAAUACUUCCCCGUGACCACCACACCACCAAGUUAAUCGUUGCACACUACCACCAAAAAUACCACCAUCAGAAUCACGAGACCGUGAUCAACGAGAUACGACAAAAAUACAACAUACCGAAGCUUCGCAUGACCUACACAAAAGUGCGAAGUGACUGCCAACGCUGUAAGAAUGACCGAGUGAUCCCGCGCCCGCCAAUCAUGGCUGACCUGCCUGCUGCACGACUUGCAGCUUUCGAACGCCCAUUCACCCACGUUGGCGUUGAUUACUUCGGUCCGUACGAGAUCGUCAUAGGUCGACGAGUCGAGAAACGCUGGGGAAUGCUCGCUACCUGCCUCACAAUUCGCGCAAUUCACAUCGAGGUCGUUCACUCCCUCAACACCGAUUCUUGCAUCAUGGCGCUGCGAAACUUCAUUUCCCGCCGAGGAAAACCACGGGCGAUCUACAGCGAUCGAGGUACCAAUUUCAUUGGUGCAAAGCGGGAGAUGACGGAAGCUGAGGAAUCAGUCAACCAAAAUGAACUGAUGAGGGAGUUCGUGGAUGCUGGAACAACCUGGGAGUUCCUGCCUCCCUCUUCUCCGCACAUGGGCGGCAGCUGGGAGCGCUUGAUCGGUUCCGUCAAAAAGAACCUGAUGGCAAUCCUACCAGCACGGAAGCUGUCGGACGAGGUAUUACGGAACCUGCUGACCGAAAUCGAGAACACGGUGAAUUCCCGCCCACUGACGCACGUUCCUGUUGAUGACGACUCAGCUCCAGCCUUGACGCCCAACCACUUCCUACUCGGGGCAUCCAAUGGAAUCAAGCCGCUCUGCACCCUCGAUGACAGUGGUGCCGUGCUGCGCCAAAAUUGGCGACUAUCUCAAGUCCAAACCAACCUGUUUUGGAAGCGCUGGGUAAGCGACUACUUGCCUGAGAUAACUCGCCGUACUAAGUGGUUCAUCCAUACGAAGCCGAUCGAGGUCGACGAUAUAGUGGUCAUAGCUGACCCGAAGAUGCCACGGAACUGCUGGCCGAAAGGCAGGAUCAUAUGUACCCAACCUGGACGAGACGGCCAACCCAGAUCAGCAACAGUUAGGACAUCGACCGGGAUCUACGUACGUCCGGUAGCCAAGAUAGCCGUGCUAGACGUGCGGCGCGGAACGGAGUAA
Messenger RNA from Ochlerotatus camptorhynchus, 2805 nucleotides. RefSeq lists its product as uncharacterized. Bases 1 to 2805 code for a protein of 934 amino acids. Gene Ontology annotation, biological process: DNA integration. The record is from RefSeq and is a predicted model, not a curated record. Gene Ontology annotation, molecular function: nucleic acid binding. Lineage: Eukaryota; Metazoa; Arthropoda; Insecta; Diptera; Culicidae. The transcript has a single exon.